UGUAAUACAAACUCGACUUAACUCGGCUCGACUAUCGUUCAAUACACUCACAACUAUGGAUUUUACUUUAAUUAUUCUCUUGGCGGUAGCAGCCUUAUCGCCCGCUACGGCAGUUGUUGAACCAAAAGCGGAAGAAAGUCGCAUUAUUGCCGAAUGUCUAAAGAGUUAUGGUGGUUUAAAUGAGGAGAAUGCAAAACGUUUGGUGCGUUACAAGGAGUGGUCUGAGAAGUCCGAAGAGAUACCCUGCUUUACAAAAUGCUACAUCAAACACAUGUUUGACAUGUUCGAUGAGUCUGUGGGUUUCAAAUCAGAACAGGUGAUCAGCCAAUUUGGUCAACCGCUCUACAAUGCUUGCCAACACCGGAUGGUGCCAUUGGCGGAUAAUUGCGAGCAGGCUUAUCAUGGAUUUCAUUGCAUUGUCAGCCUCGAGGAUGAUCCAUUUGUUCUAAUCGAAAGCAUCCAGAACAUUAGCAGCGAGGCGAAAACAGCCAUGAAGGAUUGUCUGCACCGCUUUGAUCAGUACGAAUGGGAACGCAUCAAGGAUUAUACGAAAAAUCCAGUACGUGAACCUAUACCUUGUUUCACCAAAUGCUUCGUUGAUCGCCUGCAAGUGUAUGACGCGAAAACACGCAGAUGGGAUAUACCGGCGCUAAGAACUAAAUUGGGUGUGCCUGCAGCGGGAGCGGAUAUACAGCAUUGUCUCCAGCGUAGACGUAACCGCAAUUCCUGUGUGUGGAUGUAUCAAGACUUCACGUGUUUUGGGCUCGCUCACGUUUAACUGGCAACAUGAAAUUUGAAACAUUCAAGCCAUAAGCAUUUGCUCGAAGCCUAACCAAAGUGCACGAAAAGUUAAUUUCAAUUGUUACAAUUCAUUCUAAUCACUUUACGAACAAAACUAUACAAGUAUAGUUUAACGAUUCAAAUCAAGUUAAGUAGUGAAUAAAUCUAUGAAUCAACGAAACAAGUUCAUGUAUGAGGGAAAGAAUUAAAAAAGUUGAGUAGUGAAUAAAUCUGUGAAUGAAAGCGAUUCAAUAGA
This is a messenger RNA of Anastrepha obliqua, 1036 nucleotides long. RefSeq lists its product as uncharacterized. Gene Ontology annotation, biological process: sensory perception of smell. The record is from RefSeq and is a predicted model, not a curated record. The coding region runs from base 56 to 778 and encodes 240 amino acids. Lineage: Eukaryota; Metazoa; Arthropoda; Insecta; Diptera; Tephritidae. Gene Ontology annotation, molecular function: odorant binding. The transcript has 3 exons.